GUGAGACUUUUUCCGUGUCCACGGUGUAACACAGCGGCAGCUCGUGCGUAAUUUUCACGAUCCGCGUCGUACGGCGAAUUUCCCAAGUGCACAUUCACAUACAUCACUGCGCGAUUACGCUGGGCCCGGGGGCCAUCGCAACGGAUGGUGUAAACACCGGUACACCGUGCGUGUGUGUGUCUUCUGAAGCUUGUAAGGCAUUGCCGGUUUGAAACCUUCCUUUGGCGACAGCCAGAAGCCAGAAGAAAAGCAAACCGGUCCCAAGCUACGCACACACGGUGCGUUUGUGUGCAUGCGUUUGCGUGUAUGUGUGCGUCGUAAGAAUGGAAAAAUAUUUGGUGCAAUCGAGGAAGCAGAAAUCCGCCACCACUAUCACCCCAGCAGUAGUAACCAUCGGUCAAAGGCAGCAACAUUACUGAGACCAUUUCAACAGAAGGGUCCCAGGAAUUCAUUGGAGAAGCAUUUCCCGGCAGUUGGAACCCACCGUCUCCGGCUAGUCGAUUAGUGUUUGCUGUGGCAAUUCCAGUAGGAAGCGUGUGUGUGUCUAUGUUUGUGUCUAUGUUUGUGCAUGUGUGUCUUCUUCGUGUGGCAAAAUUAAGGGCAGAGUGUCUGUCGGUGUUUGUGAGAUGCACUCUAGUGCAACGGUGAGCAUUUUGAGAAAGUGCAUCUAAGAAAUAGAACUCCACCAGCAGUCUCUGGAGUGGCUUUUUUUCGCUCAUUGUGAUUGAUUGUGAUGUGAUUCUGUGGUAGAAGGUGCGCAAAGCAAUCCAGAUAAGCAAAGAAGACGAAAACCGGCCGUGCGAGUGCCAAAAAGAAGAAGAAAAUUACUCAACCGCGUGAGAAGAGUGCGUUGAGAUUCCUUUUUUUUCAAAGGAGACAGAGAAGUUAUAUCCGCUACAGAACGUGGAGCAGCUCUAGUGUGACAGUGUUGCAAGGCAGGAAGCGGAAACCAUUACGACCAUGUCGGCCACGAUGAGAACCACUCUGCAGACGGUGCCGGAGUCGCUGCCGGCCGAUCACAUCACCAACAGUGGCGCCCCGGUGCAGUGUGCCGCCCAGAUGGAACCGAAAUCGCACUCGCACAGCAACUCGGCCGGCAACAAAUCGAUCCGCUCGUCCACCAGCCGGUGUAGGAGCGAGUAGGAGCAUAAUCGAAACAGCGCCAACCAACGUUUUCUGUCCGUAACGUACGACGACGGACACAGAGAUACGCGCUCAGGUGUGGUUCUUCGAGACCCAGUGUU
Molecule: messenger RNA, 1244 nt
Organism: Anopheles funestus (African malaria mosquito)
Lineage: Eukaryota; Metazoa; Arthropoda; Insecta; Diptera; Culicidae
Exons: 3
Coding region: 961-1143 (60 amino acids)
Source: RefSeq, a predicted model, not a curated record